AUUGAUCAAUAUUAAGAGAAAGAUAAUUAUAAAUACAUACAAUGUCACAUACAAUAUCAAUAUUUUAAUGUUGAAAUAAUACAAUUGAUUUGAAAAGACUUGAUACACGAGAUUAUCAUUAAAAAAAUGGAACAAGAUAGUCAAACUUGCAAUUUGUUCCAAUUUUCAAAAUAGGAUGAUGGCUCAAACUGUAUUCCAGCUAUCAGAGUCUCCUCCACGAUCCGCUGACCACCUCACCACCUGCUAUUAGGUUACUGAUUGGGUCAUCCACCAUUUUCAUCUGCACCUCAAGUCCAAUAGCGUCGGGCGCGAGGAGGUGUGUUAAGAAGUCUCGUAUCGGUUGCGAGAUGACCUGAAUAUAUGUUUAUAAAGUAGAGGCAAUUCUCGCGCUAAUUUUGUAGGGUUGAGUUAGACUCAAAUUUCAAUUCUAAGACUAGCUUGUUAUAAUAAUCCCAUGAUGGGCGUACAAUACUUGGGACUUCUAUAUAAGGACAUACAAUUGCCCUUCUUAGCACACAAAAACUACACACUGUCUCUAUUCAAAUCUCAAUGGCUUCCAUAUCAAAUCUUAUGUUUUUAUCUUUCAUUUUCCUUUUCAACAUCAUAAACAUUCCUUUCAUCACAAACGCUCAAUCAUGCCAAUCCUCUGGCACACUAAACUGCAAAGGAAAAUCAUUCUCUCGGUUCAAGUGUUCUCCACCAGUUUCAUCCUCCACACAAGCAUUACUCACGUUGAAUGAUUUUAGCGAAGGCGGAGACGGAGGAAGUCCAUCUGAGUGCGAUGAUAAUUUCCAUAGCAACUCAGAAAGAGUGGUGGCGUUGUCCACCGGGUGGUAUAAUGGAGGGUCUAGGUGUGGAAGAAACAUUAGAAUCAAGGCACGAAACGGGAGGAGUGUGACGGCAAAAGUGGUGGACGAAUGUGAUUCGGUGAAUGGAUGUGAUGGGGAACAUGCGGGUCAGCCGCCUUGUCGUAACAAUAUUGUUGAUGGAUCUGUUGCUGUGUGGAAGGCGUUGGGAUUGAAUACAGAUGUGGGUGUAGUGCAAGUUACAUGGUCUUUGGCUUGAAUGAAUGGAACUUCAAGUAUAUGCAACAUGCAAUGGCUAAUUAAUAAAUAAAUAAGAAUAAGCUUAAGCUUAAUUUGCAAUAGGUUGUAGCUUGCUUGUGUUGUUUCUUCAUCUAGUUGAUCUUUUAUUUUAUAUAUAUAUAUAUAGAUGAUGGGAAUGCUUAAUGAUGAGCAUUUUUUAUAUCUAUUUUGAAGUUAAUGAAGGAGUGUGUUUGUUUCAAUUGUAUUUUUAAAAAGAC
Trifolium pratense (red clover) is the source of this 1303-nucleotide messenger RNA. Its product is annotated as kiwellin-like. The transcript has 2 exons. The coding region runs from base 550 to 1065 and encodes 171 amino acids. The record is from RefSeq and is a predicted model, not a curated record. NCBI's taxonomy places the organism in Eukaryota, Viridiplantae, Streptophyta, Magnoliopsida, Fabales, Fabaceae.